Penaeus monodon (black tiger shrimp) is the source of this 1877-nucleotide messenger RNA. RefSeq names its product DNA-directed RNA polymerase II subunit RPB1-like. Lineage: Eukaryota; Metazoa; Arthropoda; Malacostraca; Decapoda; Penaeidae. The record is from RefSeq and is a predicted model, not a curated record.
GCUACACAUCCAUAUGGAUAUGUGACCCAUUUCAUACAGCUCCCGUGUGUAAUUUACCAAUUUUAUAUUAAUAAAAGAAAAAAAAUAUAUAUAUGCGAGAUAAGUGCAAGUUCCAGUCGUUUGAAUUAAUAGAUAGCUUCUGAUACAACGUAAUAAUUUAGAGGUCAAAAUAUCUAUUGCAGAGCUUCAUGACCAAGUAAAUGCCAAGGGCGAGACGCAAAGCUAUGAAAAAGUGAACCUGCAUACAUAUUUGUAGUAAAUAAUCAGUGACACUAUGCUCGUGAAAAUGUGUGUGAAAAUGCUGGUGUGCGCUGCGUUCCUGCUGGCCGCGCCGUCGACGAUCCAAGGAUUCAACGUUGGUGUUUCAGGUACAAAAUGUAAUUUGGAUCCAAGCAAAGGUGAUAUAAAUGAUCCCUGUGCCAGAUUGUAUGAUGGCGUGUGCAAAGGGAGGUACUGUGGCUGUCCCACUGGCACCCAUGAAGACAAGAAUCUUGGGGUAUGUGUUCCCGGUGAAGCAUCAAAAACAGCUGGUGGAACACAGGCAGGGAGGCCUGGCAGUGCAUUUGAUGACCUUCCGUUUGACUUCCCUGGUGGUGGUGGUAGCACAGGUGGCACAGCACCCAAAGCACCUCCCGCUCCGGCUCCAGCACCACAGCCUCGUCCUCCACCACCUCCACAGCCUGGCUAUCCCGGGUCUAAUCAGCCUGGCUUCAACCCUAAUCAACCAGGUUACAACCCUAAUCAGCCUGGCUACAACCCCAAUCAACCAGGUUACAACCCCAAUCAGCCUGGUUACAAUCCCAAUCGGCCUGGCUACAACCCCAACCAACCUGGUUACAACCCCAAUCAACGAGGUGGCCAUGGCACUACUAGAGGAGGUAGUGACGUGGGCGAAAAGGCAGGAGGAGGAGUGGGCGGAGUGAUUGGUCUCCUCUUGAUUGGCGGUCUCAUCUACUUCUGCUGUUGCCGAGGAGGAAAGCAUAAGCAAGUUAUGAACAGGUUCCAAGGGCUGCCAUUCAUGCGUGGUGGCCAGGCAGGCGGCCAAGGACCAGUUGCUUUGCAGAGUCAGCCUGUGCAACAAGACCCCAAUUUCGGCUCCCAGCACACCUAUGUCCCGCCUGGUCAGCCAGUUCCUCAGGGACAGUACCCUCCGCCACAACAGCCAUACCCAACAGGUGGUGUAUAUCCUGCAGCUCCAUAUGCACAACAGCCUGGUUUUGCCCCUUACCCACCACAAGGUGACGGGCAGCCCCCUAUGCAGCCUUACCCACCACAACCUAUUCCACCAUAUCCUCCACAGGGAGCACCAUAUCUGGCUUCUGCUCCCCCAGAAGGUUACCCUGUUGAUGGCCAGAAGCCUCCACCCUACACACAGGAAUACCAGCCUAAUGCUCCACCGUCCUAGUUGCAAUGUGCAGCUCGUUCCUACCUAGCUCCUUUAUAGGGUGACAUAGCUUGAGGAAAGGUAUAUUGGUAUACUCUAUGAGAAAAAUUACUAUAAUUGCUAAAGACCUUGAUAAAUUGGUUUCACAAUGCUUAAAGCAGUAAACAGUUUUGCUUGCUUGGGGAGGAAUAGCAUAUGAUAUGUGAUAUUCAUUGGGUAUCAUGUGGUAAUGUAAUCUGGAUUUAUUCUUUAACUGUUUACAGAUUACAUCAGUAGAUAGUAAGUACACAGGAUACAGAUGUAACCUGUAAUCUGUAACCAUUUUCCUGUAGCAAAAUCAUGUUUUUUAUUGUGAAGGUAUUUAUCUACCUCUUGAAACUGCUCCAAGCUCUCUAAACUCUCACAUAAAAGCUAAAUUCUCUCAGCACUAUUUAGAUAAUCAGUGUACACAAGAAGCACAGACUACUGUAACAUAAAAAGCUUAAAAGGUAGA